Molecule: messenger RNA, 1555 nt
Organism: Dicentrarchus labrax (European seabass)
Lineage: Eukaryota; Metazoa; Chordata; Actinopteri; Moronidae
Gene: cplx4a
Product: complexin 4a
Exons: 3
Coding region: 167-646 (159 amino acids)
Biological process (GO): synaptic vesicle exocytosis; neurotransmitter transport; regulation of neurotransmitter secretion
Cellular component (GO): terminal bouton; SNARE complex
Molecular function (GO): syntaxin binding
Source: RefSeq, a predicted model, not a curated record
CAGUGUGUCCUUGGCUCCAUAGUCAAGCAGCAGGUUAGCUAGAGAGCUACCACUGGAUUUGACGGCUAUAGGAGGGAGAACCGGAGGGCACAAUAAGGGGAGCAGCAUCAUUUUCAUCUACAAAAAUAUUCUCAUCCUCGCAGAGUAAACAGCCACACAACUCAAGAUGGCUUUCUUGAUCAAGAGCAUGAUUGGGAACCCCCUGUCAGGAAUUGGUCUUGGUGGUGGAGGUGACAAAGAAGAGGAGGCCACCCCCACAGAUCCAGCCAAAGCAGCAGGGAUGACACGCGAGGAGUAUGAAGAGUACCAAAAACAGGUGGUGGAGGAGAAGAUGGAGAGAGAUGCAGAUUUCUUACACAAGAAGGCAGAGAGGGCAACACUCAGGGUGUGCCUCAGAGACAAAUACAGACUGCCAAAGAGCGAGCAAGAUGAGAACAUGAUCGAGAUGGCCGGGGACGACGUGGACGUACCCGAGGAGCUGCUCAAGAUGGUGGACGAGGACGCUACGGAGGAAGAGGGCAAGGACUCCAUCAUGGGCCAGUUUCAAAACUUGCAGAACAUGGACAUGGACCAGCUGAAGGAGAAGGCCUCGGCCACCGUCACCGAGCUGAAGAGCAAAGCAGAGGAGAAGUGCUCCGUCAUGUGAAUGGCCAGAGGUGAUGGUCUGGGUUUGAAUAAUGAAGAAGAAGAAAGGGAGAAGAGAAGAACAUGUGAAACACGCUUUCUGGGAAUCUGCAGAGUGAGCUGUGUUAAUAAGUUUGGGAUUCAGUUACUCCAUAAACCGCCUAUAAAGUAUUCACUAAAACUAUAAGCACUAAAAAGGCAAUUUGUCUUUCUGUGAUCAAAAAUCUAAGCCUGGCCACGCCUAUCUGCAUCUGCAUCUACUGGAGGAUGGGUGGUCAUUUACUUAUUUGAUUUAACUUAUCAUUGCAAUAAACUGGGAAUACUUAAAUUAAAACCAAGAUGCCCCAUCUCUCCCCCAUGACAUUUUCUUUAGAUCAUUUAGGUAGAAAAGUGAUUGUAUUGCUUUUUACAUCACAUCACAGGCCACAAUACAUUAAAAAAAAGAUGAUUCUUUGUGAUAUAAACUUUUUUCUCUGUUUGUUGUGAAAUGAGACAGUUGCGUGAUUUUAAGUCAAAUAAAUAACAAUAUACUCAGACAAAAAAAAAUUAUUUACGUUAAAAAUUCAACCCUGUCCAAGUGUUUCAACUUUCCUUUUGGUUUACUGGUAUUUCUAGAUUAUUUUUUGUAUGUGGUGUUUGAAUUAAUUAUGAUAUUUAGAUUUUCUUUCAAUGUUAAAGCAGACAGUCUUCAUAAGUCUUGACAUGUUGAUUUACUUUGAAUCUGUCCUCACAUUGUAAUAAAAAUGGUCAAGCCUGAAACAUUUGCAGAGACAUUUGCAGAUUUGCACAAAUCAUCAUUUGAAAAUGCAGAAUGAUUUAUUCCAUAAACACAGAAACAAUGUACAUAAACACUGAUGAAAUAUAUGGAGGUACUUCAAACUGAGAAAACAAAUGUAUUGUUCAAAUAAAGAUGUAUAUUGAAAACGUGAAA